This is a messenger RNA of Pecten maximus, 960 nucleotides long. RefSeq lists its product as uncharacterized. NCBI's taxonomy places the organism in Eukaryota, Metazoa, Mollusca, Bivalvia, Pectinida, Pectinidae. The transcript has 3 exons. The record is from RefSeq and is a predicted model, not a curated record. Gene Ontology annotation, molecular function: protein binding. The annotation marks the transcript as partial.
UCCGGUGUAUCCAAUCCGUUACUUUUGUUUAAGUCUAUUUUGUUGUCUGUCUGUGUACCCGUAUUGUUCCAAUAUCACCGUACUUUGUCCAGUUUACAUACCCACUAUAUUUGUGCAACUGUUCCAUGUUCUACGUCUAUAUGUGAUCGUUGGGAAAGUGUGCCAAGUCCCUGUGAGAUAAACCUCUUGGACAACAUGGACGUAUUGUUCGUACUUGUUCUCUUUUCCAGAUUCGGAAAAAAUCUGGUUGAUGCAGACAGAUUUGGUAGUUCCUCCAGUAACCCCCUAAAGGGUGUUGAUAGCCGUGUCUUAACUUUGAUAUUUGACCUCGAGAAUCGUGUGAAAAAUCUCGAAGACACCCGCGCUGAAGAUGCAAGACGAAUGAGUAAUAUGCAGCAGGAAAUUGAUGAGAUCAAAUAUGAAAACCGUCGUUUGCAACACCUGUCAUCUCACCGUGAUGUGGUCACUUUAAAAUCAGAAACGGAGAAGACGCCUAUCGGUUACCGAUAUGAUAACCAUGAGCUCGAUUCGGGAACUACUGGAAUGACGAAUACUGUGAUCGCAUUUCAUGCCAUUCUUGGAUCAGAUGUUUUAGCACCUGCAAUAAAUCACGAGAUGGUGUUCGAUCGAAUCAUCACAAAUAGGGGGAAUUUGUAUUCGGAACACACAGGAACAUUCACCUGCCAACAUCCGGGUACUUACGUCUUUUCCUGGAGUAUACGUGUACAGUCCGGCCAUUUCUUAGACUCCCACCUGGUAAAGAAUGGUUCCAUAAUGGGGUCCAUCAUUUCUGCAUCUGGAUACCAUGGUAAUACCAAUAGUGGUUUAGUUGUAAUACAGAUUGACAGCGGUGAUGAGGUAUGGGUGAGAGUUGGUAAUCGUGACAGUGGUACAAACGUGUAUUCCUACUGGAGCAUGUUUUCUGGCUUUAAACUGAUUUAAUAAUUAAAAUCCCUACUA